Paraglomus brasilianum is the source of this 3528-nucleotide messenger RNA. The record is from the annotation of a GenBank genome assembly. Lineage: Eukaryota; Fungi; Glomeromycota; Glomeromycetes; Paraglomerales; Paraglomeraceae.
AUGGGAAAAUAUAGAAAGAAACCGUUGACGGCAAAUUCAGAAUCAAAGCCUCUUCAAACAUCUCGACCUAGUAAAAAGACAAAAACAGAAUCAACUCCGACCAAUCCUUCAUCUUUACAAAAAAAACGUAAGCGUGGAAAGUCUGACUCGAAUCCGAAGCUCGCUAAGCACAGUCGCCCAAACUCAUCAACGGAUGAGCAAGAAUUUGUUGAGAUUGGCAAUCUGGGCUGGUCUGAGGUUGUUUGUCCUGAUUCGGUAUUUCUCGGCGAUGACCUUGGUGGAUUUUUAUGUCUUGAAGAGAUCGAUGGGGUUGAUAUCGAAUAUAAGGGAAAUGAUAAAGUGGGGAAAGUGGUAAAAUUCAAAAAAGUGAAGGGCUGGAAGCAAAAAAAUUCUAAUAAAAGAGACUCUGCAAAGCCCGAGGAACCCUUAUCCGUCGAAGAGACACAGAAAUACUAUGAUCUUGAUGAGUUCAAUGAAGAGCUAGCAAAAUUGGAGGAUGCAGGAGAGCAGGAUGAUGCAUCGAGUGGCGCUGCGGGCAAAAGCAAAAAUCCGGAUAAACAAGAGGACAGACUUAUGAAUGAAAGCGGACCUGAAGAAGUCAAUGACGAUGAUGAUCGGGAGACUGUCGGUGAUUCUGACACUGACGGAGAGUUGAAGACGUCGGAAAAUUCCAACAAGUCUCCUUGGUCGACUUUUAACCUCUUCCCCGCGAUAUUGGAAGCUUUAGAGUCUCUAAACUUUACCAAACCAACUCCUAUUCAAGAGAAGGCGCUGCCUUUUGGGUUAUCCGGACGCGAUGUCAUAGGCACCGCCGAAACAGGGUCUGGGAAGACUUUAGCUUUCGGCAUUCCCAUCCUACAGUAUUUACUAGCAAUGAAUGAAAAGGAGAGGGAGUGUGAGUUGGCGGGGUUGAUUCUGGCGCCUACGAGAGAAUUGGCAAUCCAAGUUAAAGACCAUCUCAAGGAUAUUGGCAAGCAUGCGCGUCUGAAGAUGAUGAUAAUAGUAGGUGGCAUGUCAGUUCAGAAGCAAAAUCGCCUGCUAUUGCAAAAACCUAAUAUAAUAGUUGCCACACCGGGACGCUUAUGGGAUAUAAUUUCCGCCGAUUCUACUUUUCUAAACCGUCUCCGUUCGAUCCGUUUUCUCGUUUUAGAUGAAGCCGAUCGCAUGUUGGAAAAGAAUCAUUUCAACGAGCUUUCGCAAAUAUUGACGGUUCUUUCUCGCAAGCGCGUACAUACAGAUGAAUGGGGAGCAGAAGUAAAAGUCGCCAAUAUUGAUUUACCUCCGAGACAGACAUUUGUGUUUUCUGCUACAUUAGAUGCUAGUUUGAAAGAGGAUUUGAAGAAGAAGAGGUGGAAGAGUAAGAGUGGAGACGGGGAAAAAGAUAAAGAUGGGAAAAGCGGUACGAUGGAAGAGCUGAUGGGGAGGUUAGAGUUUCAAGAUGAACAACCAGCAUUUGUGGAUGUGACUUCCGAUGAUAUAGUUCCGGAAUCGCUUGAGGAAUCAAAGGUUGAUUGUACCGUUAAUGAUAAGGACGCCUAUGUAUACUAUUUCGUUCUUCGAUACCCAGGUCGUACUUUAAUAUUUGUUAAUAGUAUUGACGCUAUCCGUCGGUUGGUUCCUGUGAUGAGACUUUUGGGUGUUGAAGUGCUUGGACUACACGCUCAGAUGCAACAGAAGCAACGCUUAAAGAAUUUGGACCGAUUUAAGGCGAACAUCAAAGCAGUGAUGGUAGCUAGCGACGUUGCAGCCAGAGGUCUAGAUAUUCCUAUGGUAGAACACGUAAUUCACUACCAAUUACCUCGCUCGGGAGAUAUAUAUGUCCACAGAAGUGGAAGGACUGCAAGAGCACAUAAAUCAGGAAUAAGUUUAAUGCUUUGCAGCCCUGAAGAACAGAGCUUAUAUAAAAAGAUAUGUUAUAAGCUCAAGAAAGCUGAUGGACUGCCCGAUUUCCCUGUGGAACAUGGUAUUGUAAAGAAACUCAAGCAACGCAUAAAUCUAGCGAAACAGAUCGACGCCGAGGAGCAUCGUCUGCAGAAGGUUGGUCAUGAUGAUGACUGGUAUAAGCAAGCUGCCAAAGAACUUGAAAUUGAUAUUGAUGAAGAUUUACUAAACGAUACGGAUAUUUCCGAAACGAAAGAGAAGAAGCAACGUAUCAAGUCACUUAAAGCUCAGUUGAAAUCCCUCUUAUCGCAGCCAGUAAUUCCAAGAGGUAUAUCAACAAAAUACAUCACAAGUGGCGUCGUGAGGGAUUUGGCUGAUCGAUUGUUAGAUGAGAAGACGCGGGUUGCCAGCAAGCCGUUUUUACCCCAAUUCUGCGCUUGUUUCCUGCCAAACACUUCCGAGAAUGUAGAAGCAACUUAUAAUUGGGAGGACCCAUUAUUGUUGGAGAAGCAGCUGACAGACGAAGAAUUAGCUGUUCGUGAAACUGCUCGUGCAUACAGUAAUGGUAAACUCUUUCCGAGAAUAUUAGAAGCAUAUCGUCAUGAACAAUUUGACCGCGAUGUGCUACACGAAAUGGGAGCAUUGGGUCUGCUCGGUUCAACGAUAAAAGGAUAUGGAUGUGCUGGUGUAUCAUCGGUCGCAUACGGUCUUAUUGCACGUGAGAUUGAAAGGAUCGACAGUGGCUAUAGAUCUGCCAUGAGCGUUCAGUCUUCAUUAGUUAUGCAUCCGAUUUAUGAGUUUGGAUCACAAGAGCAAAAAGAUAAAUAUUUACCCAAACUAGCUAAAGGUGAAAUGGUGGGCGCAUUCGGAUUAACCGAACCUAACCAUGGCUCAGAUCCAUCUGGCAUGGAGACCUAUGCUCAAAAGAUAGGCCAUACUUAUAUUCUCAAUGGGGCAAAGACGUGGAUCACGAAUUCACCCAUUGCCGAUAUCUUGAUUGUUUGGGCAAAGUGCAAAGAGGAUAACAAAAUACGUGGAUUCAUACUUGAAAAAGGGAUGAAAGGUCUAUUUACACCCACGAUUGAGGGUAAGUUAUCCCUUCGAGCAUCUAUCACCGGAAUGAUAAUGAUGGAUGGUGUUGAAAUUCCCGAGGAAAACAUACUUCCUCAUGUCGAGGGCCUUAAGGGCCCAUUCAGUUGCCUGAACAAUGCAAGAUAUGGAAUCGCAUGGGGUGUUCUUGGCGCUGCGGAAUUCUGUCUUGCCCAAGCGCGUCAAUAUGCACUUGAUCGUCGUCAAUUUGGAGUACCGUUGGCCAGGUUUCAGUUAGUUCAGAAGAAGUUCGCUGAUGCAAACACUGAAAUAGCACUCGGUCUACAAGGAUGUCUUCGUGUCGGUAGAUUGAAAGAUGAGGACAAAAUAGCGCCCGAGAUGAUAUCCCUGAUAAAGCGUAAUUCGUGUGGGAAAGCGCUUGAAAUUGCACGAACAAUGCGAGAAGUUUUAGGUGGAAAUGGUAUCAGCGACGAGUAUCAUAUAAUUAGACACGAGCAGAACUUGGUUACCACUAAUACUUAUGAAGGAACACAUGACAUUCAUUCUUUAAUUAUUGGAAAAGCAAUAACAGGUCAUCAAGCAUUUACAGCAUCGUAA